AUGGGAAGCACUCAACUCUGCAAGCCACCGUGUGGACGUCAGGGACACCGGAGUGUCUAUCUAAAGAGCCAACACAAAAUUGUCAUAUUCGGUGGAUAUGCAGGCUAUCACUUGGAUGAUUUUUUUGUCUAUGAUAUUAAGGAAAAUAUGUGGUCACUGAUGGAAGAGUGUCAUGAUGACGGGAAUUCGAAUCGUUUAUCUCCAAGAGAAGUCUUUUCCAUGGUGUUGAACGAGCAACGUCAAUCCAUUGUAUUUUUUGGAGGAAAAGAUGAAGAUUAUAGGUAUAAUGAUAUGCAUGAAUUUUCACUAGUGACCAAGAAGUGGUACCGACUCCAUCAAGGGGGACCUAGAAAGAAGAUUGACUCUCCAAAGAAAACUACAGUGCCGAAAGAAACUCUUCUGAAUAUACCUUCACCAAGAAGUUCCCAUUCCUGUAUCAUGAUUGAGAAAUUACAACAGAUGGUGAUGUUUGGAGGAUACGAUGGAGACGAUUGGCUUAAUGAUUGUUGGAUAUUUGAUUUUACUUUGAACAAGUGGACAAAGGUUAAUCUCUUUACAAAACAUCUCUCAGAGAAUAGCCUGAAAAUAUUCCAGCAUGGUUUCAGUAGCCAUGUUGCAGUUUUUGAUGACAUUCGAAGCGAAAUGCUGGCAUUCGGUGGAUGGACUGGAGAAAUGGAUAUCAACGCAAUGUGGACAAUAACAUUUCCCACUUUGAAUGAACUCGAAUUUCAAUCAAAGCUAGGCAAUAUUAUAGAUCGAAAUCAACUGAGUGAUAUUUCAAUAAUAACAUUCUCGUCUUCUUAA
Molecule: messenger RNA, 804 nt
Organism: Naegleria lovaniensis
Lineage: Eukaryota; Heterolobosea; Eutetramitea; Acrasida; Naegleriidae
Exons: 2
Coding region: 1-804 (267 amino acids)
Molecular function (GO): protein binding
Source: RefSeq, a predicted model, not a curated record